AUGUUCACUUCAACUUUGAGCUCCCCAUUUAAAUUGCUUUUUCUUCUCAAUCAACUGUUGCAAAAGCUGAGAUACCCGGUCCCAUCCGUCAUCACUUCAGCCCACUCUAUAAAAAAUAGAUGCUACGACUUUUUCUUGGUUAUCGAUCAAAUCGGCUUAAAUGUCUCUAAAAGCGACCUCUUGGAAGUAUCAAAAGCCCCGCCAGAUUUGCUGACGUCUAUUCAACGCUAUCUUAUUGAUGCGUACAAAGAAGAGCUCGUCAAAGAUAGCAUUGAUGAGGAAAUUGAUGAUACCCUUCGUGAUAUCCAAAUAUUGCCCCUCCCUUCUCUCUCCAACGGUGUUUUCAUUUCCUCCUCUUUGAUUUCCGAUGUCACAAUUGUAGGACAAGAUGGCCUUCAUCAGGUCAUUUUGGGAAUUGCAAAUAUCUCGACUCGAAGGAUAUUGAUAGCUUUUGACCAGCAUGCUGUGGAUGAAAGAAUUCGUCUUGAAAAGAUACUAACUAGUAAUGAGCAGGCUGCAUUUGAAACGCCGCUGGAUUAUAGUUGUCAGUAUCAUGCCACCCACGCUUCGUUAAGCUGCAUGCUGACAUCUUUGGAGGGCUAUGGGUUCAGGUCUGUUUUGAAGAAUUCAUAUCCAAACGUCGAGGUAUCACUUGCCUCCAUCCCCUCCUUUCUUGUUGCUCAGUCACAUGAAUCGAUCCUUAAGCUUAUCCGCGCAAUAAUAGCUGAUAUCUCAAGCGAGCAAUAUGCAUUUCAACACAUUCCAACUUCAUUGUACAAUGCUAUGAAGAGCACUGCUUGCCAUGGUGCUGUUAAAUUCGGAGAUAGACUAUCAUUACGACAAAUGGGUAUGAUGCUUGAAAAAUUGGCCAAUUGCUCGUUUCCCUUUGUAUGUGCUCACGGAAGAAGGCUACUUGCUCCGCUUCAAUGGAUCGAAUAA
Molecule: messenger RNA, 939 nt
Organism: Mitosporidium daphniae
Lineage: Eukaryota; Fungi; Microsporidia
Product: putative DNA mismatch repair protein
Exons: 3
Coding region: 1-939 (312 amino acids)
Biological process (GO): mismatch repair
Cellular component (GO): mismatch repair complex
Molecular function (GO): ATP binding; ATP-dependent DNA damage sensor activity; ATP hydrolysis activity
Source: RefSeq, a predicted model, not a curated record